UCAUAUCAUGCACGUGAUAUACAAAUCGAUGUGAUUGCGAACCGCCUGACCAGCAGAAGCAGAAACAAAGAAUAAAGCGUUGUACAAGUAGAUCUAACCUUAAUAGAUCUAUUGGAAAUUUCAUGGGCAAGGAACAGAUUAGAUGAGAGGUUGAUUUUGAUAGAUGAGGGUACCAGGGCCAUUCUUACAUCUUAUCUCUUCUCUGUCAUCAGUAUUAUUCCUGUACUUCACAUCAACUUGAUAUACCAGUGAUCCAAAGCCGUGCUAGCUUGAGAGACCAUCAGAUGAUAACUCCCACAAGGUCACAACUGAAAAUUAACAUUUCUUUUGAAUCUUAAAGUUAGAGCACAAGACAAAAACUUUAUUAUUGACAUCAGCCACACAACAGAAGGCUCUAAACUUUGGAUACAUGUUACAAUCCCAGGGCUCUUAUCGACUAGUUCUUGUUGCAGUAACCAAGAAGGGUGUUAGGUUGUUGAGGAGAGGAAUAAAGAAUCAUUCUGAUAAGAUGGCUGAAGGAUCCAGUAUGAGUCAUCGUGAGAAGGAUGGAGAGCUAUUAUAUCCAGUUGUUGACACUUAUGGACCAAUAACAAUACGAGGUAGUGAAUUAGAACCAGGCAAGAAGAAGAAAUGGUGUACUUGUGGCCUUAGCAAAAAAGCCCCUUGGUGUGAUGGUGCUCACAAGAAGACUGGUUUCCGUUCCCUUAAGUGGGAGGUCCCUGAGAAGCCACAGUCAAUCUAUCAGAUAUGUAACUGUAAGUACACCAAGUCUCCUCCUUACUGUGAUGGGACCCACACCAAUCUUCCUGAAGAGGUCUUAGAGAGACAGAAGAACUGUCCUAACAAGCCAAACCAUGAACAAUGUCUCAAGAUGUGCACUGGGUGCGGAAUUAAGGUGGACUUUUGAUGCUGGCUUCACAGACAUAGGGAUAUUUCAUUCUAGCCAUAACUUCUAUUCCAUUGACUACCAACUUUUGAACUUCCUCUAGGCUUUGUGAAGGUACUACCUUGUUCCAAAAGGCAACAAGUUAACAUGUUACAAAUGAAUUCUGUGACUCCCGUAGGGCUUGUACAGGAAAACCAGGUUCCAGUUGGCUACAGUUUGAUCUGUUGUAUACUGAAUUCUGUGAUUCCCCAUGGCUAUGUACAACUACCAACUGGUUUCUAGCAGGCAAUGGGUUAACAUGUUCACUACUGAAUUCUGUGAUUCCAUAGUCUUUGAACAGGGAUAUCUUUCAGUAGGUACAUGUAACAGGUUGACUCAUCGACUCCUGAAUUCUACAUCUCCUAAAGACUUCGUUCCAAUAGACAUCAAUGUACAUUCACCUUUUAAAUUUCUUAUUCUGUUUUCUCAAAGGUUUACAGAGUUGAAUUAGGAUUGAUUAUGUGGCUUGAUAUAGAUAGCUGAGCAUUGACUACAUCAUCUCCUUUCAAAAAUGAUCCCGAGAGGCUAAAUUAAAAUUGAUGAAAUUAUUAUUUUGUAUAUUUGAACAAUACUAACAAAUAACAAAAACUUCACAGAUUUGCACUUCUUUAAUUGUCUGACUUGAUUCUUUAGAUAUUGCACUUUCAUGGUAUUAAAAAUUUUAAAAUACAUUUUUUUUAAAGCCCCAAAACAAAUGCCAGAAUUAAACGCUUAUAUUUUAAAUUUGUUUGUGCUCUCUGAAACUCUUCAGGGAUAGUUUGUGCAAAUGCUGACACAUACUUUAAAACUUAUGCAGAUUAUUAUGACAAAAAAACAAAUAAGUGUGGAACCUUGCUUUAAGGACAAGUCCA
Lytechinus variegatus (green sea urchin) is the source of this 1776-nucleotide messenger RNA. RefSeq names its product CDGSH iron-sulfur domain-containing protein 3, mitochondrial-like. Gene Ontology annotation, cellular component: intracellular membrane-bounded organelle. The coding region runs from base 410 to 907 and encodes 165 amino acids. NCBI's taxonomy places the organism in Eukaryota, Metazoa, Echinodermata, Echinoidea, Temnopleuroida, Toxopneustidae. Gene Ontology annotation, molecular function: 2 iron, 2 sulfur cluster binding. The transcript is spliced from 4 exons. The record is from RefSeq and is a predicted model, not a curated record.